Symbiodinium necroappetens is the source of this 811-nucleotide messenger RNA. NCBI's taxonomy places the organism in Eukaryota, Dinophyceae, Suessiales, Symbiodiniaceae. The record is from the annotation of a GenBank genome assembly.
AUGGCCCCGUCCUUGCUCACUGUGGACACGGUGUGCAGCUAUGUGUCUGCGCAUUUGGCUGGUUUACCCGAUGCGCCUCUCCUGAAUGGCUCAACUUUGACAGCCGAUGAGGUGCAAGGUGGUAAUCUCAACUAUGCCUUUGCUGUACGAGAUGCUUCCGGCAAAGGCGUGUUCGUCAAGCAAGCGCCGGACUACAUCAAGGUGCUAGGGCCGGAUGCGGCGCUCACGCGCGAGCGCAUGCGACUGGAGGUACAGGUCUAUUCGGAGUGGACGCGAAGCCCCGGUGCCGCUGCCUACUUCCCGCGGGUCUGGAAGUUCGAUGAAGACUCCAUGGCCUUUAUCAUGGAGCUCUUGGACAGCCACGAGCUUCUUCAGAAACACCUGUUCCAGGGCCAUGUUCAAGAGGCUGCGGCGAGAUCUCUGGGCGAUUGCAUGGCGCAGAUGCACAGCAGGACUCACUGCUCAAAGAUUUCUGCCGAAGAGUGCCAGCGUCUAUCCAAAGCCUACGAGAACCGCCUGAUGCGCGACAUUCAGCUGGAGUUUGUUUUCUCCAAGUGCUACCGAGAAGAUGCACGAGCUGAGCACCUGCGCAGCGAUGCAGCUUUCAUGUCGCUCCUGGAAGUGGUCAAGGAAAUCUACAAUGGGCAGAACACCAGGAACUUGGCCGUCUGUCAUGGCGACCUUCAUGCGGGGAGCGUGAUGGUGGGUGGCGAAUCAGCAGCCGUGAAGAUCAUCGAUCCCGAGUUUGCCAUCUUCGGCCCACCGGGCUUAGACGUGGGCUCCCUGCUCUCCACCUAUGCUUUGGCCUACU